Molecule: messenger RNA, 4607 nt
Organism: Oreochromis niloticus (Nile tilapia)
Lineage: Eukaryota; Metazoa; Chordata; Actinopteri; Cichliformes; Cichlidae
Gene: thsd1
Product: thrombospondin, type I, domain containing 1
Exons: 8
Coding region: 1107-3929 (940 amino acids)
Cellular component (GO): cell periphery
Source: RefSeq, a predicted model, not a curated record
AGGUCUGCAGAGUUGAUUAGAUUACCCUGCCAUGUGGCCCGCUUAUUGAUAGAUGAAUUCAACUGGUUCAGGAAGUCUGGAGAGCCGAGCCGAGGCAGGUCUGAUUCUCAUAAUUGGGGGUGCGUGCACAAUAUUGAAGUUUAGGUGAACAUUUUACCGCACGACAUGGGUCCCGUUGCUCUUACAGUGAGAUGGAGUGAUUGACUACGGCCACAGUGCUGCAUUCUGCAUAAUUCAUGAUUUGGUGUAUUUUUAUUUUUUAAACUCUCUAAUUGGUUAAUCAUAGAAAAACGACAUAUAUAGUUUACUAUACAAUACUGAUUAAAAUGUUACAUUUUUUUCUCACACUGUCACAUAAAGGAUUGAACUACAGAUCCCUAUGUUGAAUUUCACAUAUUUUUCCUGCGGCACUGCCUCUUAAAUGUUUUGAUGAUCCGGGCGCCUGUUAAAACUGAUAUCGAUCUUUGGAAUGAUGACUUAAUGCAAUGCGAUCCUUAAACUGCCAGAGCAGGAAAGUUAUCUUUCAGUUGUGCUUCUUUUUUUUUUCGUCUAGCAUGAAAUUUCCCAGAGCUAAAGCACGUUAGAACCAGUUCCAUUUCUUACUGCUUCAUUUUACCUGUUAUUAAUCUCAGGCAGGAAUAAAAAGGGCGAGAGUCGUUUUGGACGCAAAAUUUGUUUAUUUUUUAAAUAUCUUCUUAAAUGGAAGCUUCAAGGCAGAUAAUAUUUAAGACUUAAGUCUUAAACCGUUAAACUGCGUGUCUAAAUUCUGAGAGGAAAAGGGAGUUAGUCGCAAACAUAAUACGCCCUCCUGUUGACCUUACUGAGCGGAUCUCUUUCACGCGCUCUGAACCCCAGCGCGCGCCUCCGGAGCGCUCGUGGGGCUGUCAUACUUGUCCCCCUGACUGUCAGUGAAAUUUAUUAGCAGCUUAUCUGGCAGAAGAAAUUCGCUACGAGCACAUGGAGGGACAGUUACUGUGGGUGCUGUGCGAGGGAAAGCGCCGAGGAACCAUACUUUUCUGAGUCUUCAAGACACCUUUUCACAGCGUUGUGAUGGUGGAAUAGGACGGUCAUGUGGUGUAGGAGAAAAAGGAGGCACAGGUAUCGGAAUGCCACAGGCUGUCUCACUGCUGUCCUUCCUGCUAGUGCUCAUUGGAUAUGCUUUUGCAGGGCUCAAUAUCUGGCCCUCCUUGCAUUCUGCCCUAAGCAACAGCAGCGUAUUUGUGGACUUCAGCAUAAAAUCCAACAGCAGCACCAUCCGGAGCAGGAGCCUAUCUCUGGUCAACACGGAAAGCAACACCACUGUUCUGACCAAGACUCUCCACAACAAUCAACCGGCUGGCAGGGUGGAGUUCAACUGCUCCUGCUUCCCGUACGCAGGAACUUUCCGGUUCCUGCUGAGACAAACCAGCAUCUCCACUGUUUUCCCUACUAAUAGCACAGAGGGCAGUAGCAUAGAGAGCACUACCUGGUGGUGGAGUUCAGAACUACAAGUCCAUUGGCCAACCUUUCAUAUUGCCGUGGAGAGAGCUGGGAACCACUCGGGAUCCUUUCAGGUUGGGAUAUCCACUAAUGAACACUUUCAGGCUUGUUCCAGCGGCAUUGAUUCUGCUCUCUCACUAGAAGUCAGCUAUGUGGAGUACAACCAAAUAGGUCAUAACAGCAUCAACAAGGUCCGAGCCCUCACCCGAAUCCCAAUCAAACCCCUCCGUUCUCAGAGUGUUGAACUGUCCUGUGCCUUCCCUUUCACAGACAGAGAUUUCAUAAGAGUUGCUCUACGGUCUCCUCACACAGCACAGGAGGUGAAGAGCUCUGGACCGCUCUACCUGUCCCGUAUCUUCUCCUAUAAGUUGCUAGUGGAAAAUGCCAAUGCUUACAAGAGUGGCUGUGAGGGGACUAUGACUGUUAAAUUGAUCACCCCGCCCUGUGCUCACAUCAAUGGGAAAGUAUUACUGUAUAGCGAUGCUGCCUCAUCUGCAGUGAUGGGGUUCAGACCAGAGGAGCCCACUUCUCCCCCGUUGGCCUUUAACUGGCUGACUCAUGGAGAGAAUGAAACUGAAUUCAACUGCUCAGUGUUUUACCCGGGAAGGAAUAAGUACUGCUUUCGCUUUGUUUUCAACUACAGCCGCUCGCCCAGUCCAGCACAGACGUGUCUGGUGGCUUACAAAAGUGCAGAGUCAUGGGGGCCAUGGCAGCCGUGGAGUGUGUGCAGCGUGAGCUGUGGAGAAGGGGUGAGGGAACGAGUGCGUGAGUGUUUACUGCCCUCAGGUGUGCGAGGGAUGCAGUGCACUGGCAUGAUCAAGGAGCAGUCCCUGUGUUCACUAGAGGAUUGUGUCGUGGUACCAGCUCCUUCUCCAUCUCUCCCACCUGCACCGGUUGGAGCUGCACCCUUGGGCGGUAACAUGAUUGUGGUAGUUGGUAUCUCCCUUUGCCUGGCUGUGAUUAUGGCUACUGUUGUGGUGACUGUGUGGAGAAAAUUUUGCCAGAGCCCUCAGUGCAGCUCUGUGCGGAAAAGCUCCAUGCAUUCUCCUGGAGGGCGCAAGCUCUCAGAUGAGGCCUCCAUCUUUGGGCACAGCCUACAAAGACCCAGCCUGUCUGAUGUUCACAGCCCUUCAGGGGGCAUGGGUGUGGCUGCAGCCCAAAAAGAUGGGGCUUUCUUGGGAAGUCAACCUCUCUCACAGACCAUGGUGAUACCACUCCCACAGGACCCAGAAAGGCUAUCUCCCACUGGCCAGAAGGUGUUUCCACCAAUAUUUGGGUACAAAUUGGCACAACAACAGUUGAAAGAGAUGAAGAAGAAGGGCUUAAAGGAGGCUACACAGCUGUACCAUGUCUCUUCGAGCCCCGUCCAUGACACUGUUGUAGACACAUCUGCUUCACCCACCAUCUCUCCCAUUCCUACACCGAUCGGAUUUGCUCAUUCUGCCUCCCCUUUAGGUCUACAGGGUGAUUCUAAACUCAAGAACUUUCACAUUGCAGCUCCCUUUUCUGAACCACUAUCACAGACUUUUAGGGCCACACCAGACAGACUGAGUCCUAGAGUGGAACUGAUCAUAGGUCCUCCUGUUGCUGCUCACGCAAGUAGGAGCAGCUCCAAGUGGCAUGACCGCACUGCUGACUGGGUAGAGAUGGUAGAGAGGACUGGGCUAACAGGUUUCAGAGAAGAAGGACAUGCAGCAAUGGGAAACUCUUAUCAUAAGAAUCCAAAUUUCCGACGGACUUCCAGUUUUAAUGAUGCCAAACCUCAGCUACCGUCGUCCGCACAGUCCAGACAGUUCAGAGAAAGAAGCCUGACCCAGGUGGGAUCUCGGACUCUUCCCGAAGGAAGCUGUUGGAGCAAAGGAGAGUGGGAGAGACAGCCAUAUCGCUCUUACCCAAUUCCAGAGCAUGGGGCUUCAGAGUGGACUAGAUCCAGACUCCAGAAAAGUGACGGGAGGAAGCCCUGGACAGAGAAACCAGCGCUUUCGCACAUUAAUGAAAUCAAACAUGCAGGAACCAACACAAACACAAUUUCAGCAUCUGGGACACAGGGUAAAUCUGACUUUAAUAGCACAGCAGAGAGGAGAAAGAACAGUGAGCAAGUUUCAGGGAUCGGGGGUCCCGCCGCAGCACCUGUUAGUUCUCAGGGAGUGAACCAGUUGAGUUUGGAUCGGGCUGAACAGAACUGGAACCGUCGUGGACCCUCACCAAUUCAGAGGAACAUCCUGGCCCGGAAAUUAAAGGAGGCUCAGUCCUACUCUGCAGCCAAGGGGCGCAAGCGCAGCUCCAGUUUUACUGCUUCAUCCUCAGAGCAGAGGAAAGGUCGCUGCCACUCUCUGCCCGUGACUGAGGAGUACAGCAGUAGCGAUGGCUCUCCCUACAAGCUGAGCGAGGCAGAACAAAAGAUGCUGGAUCUAGAUCUGUCCUCGUCAUAUGUAUGGGAGGAGGAGUAGAUCACAAACUACAGCUGAGAAAAACUGCCACUGAUAAUUACAUUUAUCCUUUGCCCUUCACCCUACGUCUGUGUACCCACCUAUGUAUUGUAAUGUUACGGAUUUAUCUCUAUAUGUUUUUAUCUUUUAAAGUUCUUAUUUUAGACUUUUUUAAGGUUUGUUUUGAUAUUUUGUAAUAUUAUUACUGACUUUGUGAAUUGGUAAAGUUUUAUUUAAUUCACUGUAUGCCAUUGCUGAGAUUUUUAACACACUUUGGAAAUACAUUUCUGCUCUGUACUUCAACAGCUGGUACAAUAAACCUGUCACAUUAUCUAAAUGCACUCGUAAAAUCAAUACCUAGACCUAGAUAAUGUUCUAGUUUUAUUUCCACAUUGCUAUAUGUGUUUCUUUUAUAGUGCUGCCUAUACUGAAACGGCACCAGCUACACUAGGGUUCACUGUUUAAUGUGAGAUCUAAGCAGUGUCAAAUAUGUAAUGAAAAUUACACAGUUGUAUCAAUUGUAACUAUGCUUGAGGACAAUCAAAUGAACAUCAGAGAGGUUAUGGAUGAAAUGCUGUUUAUUUUAAUGUUUGGUUAAUAGACACUUUACAGAAAGAAAUGGAUACAAUAUGGUAUUACUGAUAUUUGAUAAAUUCUUUUAAAAAAUCGCAAAGGGAGAAAUUAAAACAUGGCAAAGAA